UUUACAUGCAGAGAAAAUAUGGCAUACAGUGAUGGAUCUCAUGUAUAUUUGAAGGGAUUUUUGGUGGGAUUUAUUUAUUUACUAAGGCUUGGCUGAGGGAUAACCUGUCAAUUUCAAAUUGUAUGGUGUUGAUUUAGUAGAGACCUAGUGACUAGCUGGACAGCUAAAGAUGGCUGGGGGUGUUCGUAUUGAAAUUGAUCUUUUUUGCCUCCAUGAGGCGAAGACAGGACUGGGGUCUAACAACUGGAGAUCUGAGCCGGAGGGGGGUGACAGGGCUGCUGGACAUUGCUGCACUUUGGGGUAAUCAGGACACUGCUGCGGCUCCGCAGAAACUGGAGACUAUAUCAGCUCAGGAAUGGGUGAUUGCUGCAGCUCAGCAGAAUGUUCUGGAGACAGCUGUAGCUCAAAGAGUUCAGGAGUGGACUACUGCAGCACAGUGAGUUCAGGAGUGGACUACUGCAGCACAGUGAGUUCAGGAGUGGACUACUGCAGCACAGUGAGUUCAGGAGUGGACUACUGCAGCACAGUGAGUUCAGGAGUGGACUACUGCAGCACAGUGAGUUCAGGAGUGGGCAGUGAAUAUACAUGUAAUGGUCACUAGUAGGCAUUUCUACACCCUUUUUUCUGAGCAGCAAAGGACAGCCAGCAGUCAUGGCAUCUGACAGAUGUGUGGAUCUUACCCAAACCGCCGAUGUUGUAGAAUACAUAGAUGGCGGCUGGUCAACGCCGUUGAACUGGGGGUCUAUCCUAACUCCUGCUCCUCCUCUAUCUCUGCUGGCCUGCACACCUCCACCGCCUCCGACAUCUCCGCAGACUCCUCCAGAACAUCCGUCAUCUCAGCCAUCCUGGUCACUUCUAUCAUCCCCGCAGUCCUGGGUACCUAUCCAAACACCACCACCUCCUCUGUCUCUGCCUCCUUCAUCUCUGUUGGUCCCUACACCUCCAGCAUCUCCACCACCUACCGACUUACAAGAGGCAAGCGGAGAUGUGGUUAGUGACCAGACGGACGAUAUGCUGUUGGCAGUGUUCAUAGAUGGCGUGAAAACAGUUGUCUUUCAUCUGCUCAAUACUGUUUUGUACAAGUAUUGGGAGGAGAUCUGCUACAGUUGUCAGAUUAAUCACCCCAGCCAGAAACAUCACAAGUGCGUGUCGGAGAUCCCUGAAUGGUUCUAUGAGAGCCACUUUGAUCAGCUUAUGAAAAGACUCUGGACCGACACUUUAGUUUUAUUCCGCCCUUCUAGCGCUUCUUGAGUUCAAAUUACAUCCACGCAGAUGAAGCCCAAGUCCAAGGUGUUGCAGAGACUAUUCUACAUGAGCUGAAAUCAUCAGAGAGGUUCUUGGAUAAAAUCGAAGAAAUGUAUGACACCAUGAUCGGUGAGGACUUUGUCAAAGUAGUUCAAAUUCGCAGGGUUGGUGACUAUUGGAGAGGGUUAGAAGAGUAGAAAGAGUAUUGGAAAAAAUUUUACCUUACCUUGUAUUUUUUCUUUAUGUCAUGGGAAAUUGUUUGAGAGGACUGUUUAGGGCCAUCAGCGUGCGGUACAUUAUAUGUGAGCUAACCGCCCUUCUAGAUCAGGCAAUUGAAAUCAACGAUAUCACAAAGUACAAAAGUAAAAGCCAAGUCAAUCCAUCUGAUGUCUGUGGAUUAGAAAAAUUGAUGGAUGUAGUAAGAGCUCAGUCUUGUGCAACGCCGUGGGAAGAGGUGGUGCAACAGACUAUAACAAUUAUGCAUUCCACAAAUGAUUUUAAAGCGAUAAAAGCGCAACGCAUACUUAUACUGUACACAUUGUUUGUAGAUGCCAUAAGUCUGUAUGAUCAAGAACAACAAUGAUGCGACAUGUGUUGCAAAAGAUGCACAUUUUCAUAAACAGUAAAAUCGGGAUUCCUGUUUAGCUUAAACCUUGCAUGUGUUAAAAUAUUUUUCAUAGUCUUAGUGAUUAUUGUUGUGUGUAAUAUACAUAUUUAUAUAUGUCGAAAAGAUGUUUUUAC
This is a messenger RNA of Siniperca chuatsi (mandarin fish), 1986 nucleotides long. Its product is annotated as pectinesterase inhibitor 10-like. The transcript has 2 exons. The coding region runs from base 652 to 1251 and encodes 199 amino acids. The record is from RefSeq and is a predicted model, not a curated record. NCBI's taxonomy places the organism in Eukaryota, Metazoa, Chordata, Actinopteri, Centrarchiformes, Sinipercidae.